AUGACAGGAACAAGUCGAUUCAAAAACACCAAACAAAGAUUACUAUUAUUUAGUGAAAAUAAUUCAGGAAUAAAUGGAUACUCAAUUGUUAUUGGAGCUGUUCAUUUUGUUGAUAUUCCUCGUCGCGGCGAGAGCCCUAUUUUUAAUCCACAAAACCACCACAGGACACUCCAAAUACGCCUCUAGCAAGCGAAAAUCCCCCUGCAGGACGCUCGUUUGCGCCGGAUCGGGGGGCCACACCACGGAAAUCCUGGCUCUAAUCUCCACGUUAAACCCGGAGAAAUACUCGCCGAGAUACUAUUUCCUCUCGAACACCGACAAAACGAGCGUAUCGAAGAUCGAAGAGCUGGAAAAACGCUGGAAAAACUCUUCGUAUACCUUAAAGAAGAUACCGAGAAGCAGGAACGUGCACCAGUCCUACGUAAGUUCGAUAUUUACAACGGUUUACUCGAUAUUUUACACCGUUCCGUUGGUUCUGUGGAUACAACCGGAUGUGAUUUUGUGCAACGGUCCGGGCACCUGCGUGCCCGUCUGUCUCGCAGGAUUCCUGCUGAAAUGCGCUUGCGUGAAGGACACUCGCAUCGUGUUUAUCGAGAGUUUUUGCAGGACUAAAAGUUUAUCGUUGACCGGUAAGAUUUUGGUGUAUUUCGCUGAUAAUUUUUUAAUACAAUGGCCUGAUUUGAAGAAGGUUAUUAAAAGAGGCGAUUAUGUUGGGCAAUUGAUGUGAGGUUUCGUGUGAGUACGAUAGAUUUUAAAUAAAC
This is a messenger RNA of Phyllotreta striolata, 761 nucleotides long. The record is from the annotation of a GenBank genome assembly. Lineage: Eukaryota; Metazoa; Arthropoda; Insecta; Coleoptera; Chrysomelidae.